AUGCAGUGCCGCGUACAGACAGGUUCGUUCCGCUGGGUCCCGUGGGGCGGCGCCCGCCCUCUCGGCCAUUGCCCUGCUGUGGUGCCUUGGAAGGCUGUCCCCGUCUGCGUCCUGCGAAGCGACCCAGUCCAGCUGGUGCGGCAGGCCGAGCAGGCGGCGGACUCCACGCUGAUGGGCCCUGACAGGGCGCCGCCCGGCAUGGGUUUCCCUGUCCUCGGGUCAGGCUUCCAUGAGGCCCUGGGUCACGGUGCCGCGCCCACACCCGAGCCCGUGUGUGAAGACCAGCCAGUGUGGAAGGGGCCCAACGUAUCCAAUUCGCCACCAGGUGGCGAUUUGUUCUCCAGAAGAAUGUGCCAUUUUGGGGACUCGGCGUUUGGUCUCUGUGGCCGGCGGGUCGGACGUUCAGAGGAGGCGGUAGCCAGGUCGUCCCGGGCAGCACGGGCCGGCCACGAGAGGCCACGGAACAGUGGGCCCCCUGGGGCGAAGGUCCGGGGUCUCCUGCUGCACAGCCAGCUCCGAGGAAGGGCGCUAACGCAGCCGCGGCAGCUGCUGCCUUGGCUGCGCCCUAAGCGCAGUGACCUCGCCUGUCCCUGCAGCGGUCCCCACAAUCGUCCCGACUCCCGACGAGGGCCCGCCAGGGUCGCCGGGGAGCCCGGCGGCGCAGGUACCGGCUCCUGUGCGCGCGGGCCGGCUGGCAGCAGGCGCGCCCCCCGCCCCGGCGCCCGCCUGCUCGGGCCGGGCUCUCCGCCAGCCGCCGAGCGCUCCUGGCUGGGGCUCCGGCGGCCCGGCGGGCACGCGGCGCUGUCCGUGGUGCUGGAUUGGGCCUUCUGCAUCCCACUAUAUGUGCCCUAUGUGCUGACUGGCCGCUGGCCCUUUAGCCGUGGUCUCUGCAAGCUGUGGCUGGUGGUGGACUACCUACUCUGCACCUCGUCCGUUUUCAACAUCGUGCUCAUCAGCUAUGACCGCUUCCUGUCAGUCACCCGCGCUGUCUCCUACCGGGCCCAGCAGGGCGACACGCGGCGGGCGGUGCAGAAGAUGGUGAUGGUGUGGGUGCUGGCCUUCCUCCUGUACGGGCCGGCCAUCCUGAGCUGGGAGUACCUGUCCGGCGGCAGCUCCAUCCCGGAGGGCCACUGCUACGCCGAGUUCUUCUACAACUGGUACUUCCUCAUCACGGCCUCCACACUCGAGUUCUUCACGCCCUUCCUCAGCGUCACCUUCUUCAACCUCAGCAUCUACCUGAACAUCCAGAGGCGCACCCGCGUCCGGCUGGACGGGGCGCGUGACCCCGAGCCCCCGCCCGAGGCCCAGCCCUCCCCGCCGCCCGCCGCGCCCGGCUGCUGGGGCUGCCGGCAGAAGGGGCGCGGGGAGGCCGUGCCGCUGCACAGGUACGGGGUCGGGGUGGGCGAGGCGGCCCCGGGCGCCGAGGCGGGGGAGGCGGCCCUCGCGGGCGGCAGCGGCGGGGGCGCCGCGGCCUCGCCCACCUCCAGCUCCGGCAGCUCCUCGCGGGGCACCGAGCGGCCUCGCUCGCUCAAGCGGGGCUCCAAGCCCUCGGCGUCCUCCGCGUCGCUGGAGAAGCGCAUGAAGAUGGCGUCCCAGAGCAUCACCCAGCGCUUCCGGCUGUCUCGGGACAAGAAGGUGGCCAAGUCGCUGGCCGUCAUCGUGAGCAUCUUCGGGCUCUGCUGGGCCCCGUACACACUCUUGAUGAUCAUCCGGGCCGCCUGCCACGGCCACUGCGUCCCUGAAUACUGGUACGAGACGUCCUUCUGGCUGCUGUGGGCCAACUCAGCCGUCAACCCCGUCCUGUACCCGCUGUGCCACUACAGUUUCCGCCGAGCCUUCACCAAGCUGCUCUGCCCCCAGAAGCUCAAGAUCCAGCCGCACAGCUCCCUGGAGCACUGCUGGAAGAAGACGAAGAAGAAAACACGUCCGUGAACUCCAUGUUCCUUGGCUGUUUAAUCAAGAGAGACAAAAUUGCUGAGGAGCUCAGGGCUGGAUUGGCAGGUGUGGGCUCCCACGCCCUCCUUCCUCGCGCUGCUGCUUCCGGCUGAGCUGCGCCAGCUGCUUCUGCCCACCCCGCCCCCGGGCUCGGGGUGCUGGGCCCUGCCUGGCGGCUCCGAGCGCGGCCGGGGCCCCGGACGCCUGCUCGUCGGGAAGGCCGCCUCUCUUGCUUCAUCCGCUCCGGCUGAGGGGCGGGAGGGGGCCCCCGGGGCUCGCAGGGGCAGCCCCAGGACACCGGGGCCGUCGGCCACGUCCCGUGCACCCCGUCGGCGCUGUGCAUGCCCCGCUCCCCGCCUGCCCGCUGCCCUGCAGACUUCGAGGU
Panthera uncia (snow leopard) is the source of this 2320-nucleotide messenger RNA. RefSeq names its product histamine receptor H3 (gene HRH3). NCBI's taxonomy places the organism in Eukaryota, Metazoa, Chordata, Mammalia, Carnivora, Felidae. Gene Ontology annotation, cellular component: membrane. The transcript has 7 exons. The record is from RefSeq and is a predicted model, not a curated record. Gene Ontology annotation, molecular function: histamine receptor activity. The coding region runs from base 1 to 1932 and encodes 643 amino acids. Gene Ontology annotation, biological process: adenylate cyclase-activating adrenergic receptor signaling pathway.